AUGGAAGGCGAAAUUUACGAAGUUGACGAAGAUAAACCGAGGCGACCUGUUGUGCUUGGCCUUUUUGCAACGGGCAUUGUUCCAGCUGUUGCUCAACCAAGUAAUCCUCCUAAUGUGCCGCAACCGAUAGAAAUAGACACAUCGUCUCACUUUGCGACUGAUAGGCAAAAGAGAGACAGAGAUGAGUUGAUCAAAUGGGCUCGAAGUGUGUCAGAAAGUUUAAGGUUCGCCAUUAUAGUUAGGCGAUCCGAUUCGGGCGAAAAGAGAAAGGCUCAAUUGGUGUUAGAGUGUGAACGUAGUGGGAAGUAUGUUCCAGCCAAGAAGAAGUUGAAAUCCGAUUCGUCCGGAACGAGAAAAUGCGAAUGUCCAUUCCGACUUCGUGGUUAUUACAACAAGGAAACAAAACUAUGGCGUUUGACUGUUGUCAACGGUAUGCAUAACCACGAGUUGGACAAAGGGCUUGAAGGGCAUCUCGUGGCGGGGCGUUUGAAACCGCAGGAGAAGGAUUUUAUGGACGAGAUGACAAGGAAUGCGGUGGCUCCAAAAAAACAUAUUGUCCACAUUAAAGGAGAGAGAUCCAGAGAACAAGACCUCGGCAAAGCAAGUGUACAACGCUCGUCAUAG
Messenger RNA from Trifolium pratense (red clover), 624 nucleotides. RefSeq names its product iron-regulated transcriptional activator AFT2-like. Lineage: Eukaryota; Viridiplantae; Streptophyta; Magnoliopsida; Fabales; Fabaceae. The coding region runs from base 1 to 624 and encodes 207 amino acids. The transcript has a single exon. Gene Ontology annotation, molecular function: DNA-binding transcription factor activity, RNA polymerase II-specific. The record is from RefSeq and is a predicted model, not a curated record.